GUGGGGGAGGAGUAGUCAGAGGGGAACGUGGGUUGAACGUUGCGACUUGGUGUGGCGCGCAAGCUGGAACCGGAGUUCGGGCCGGCCCGGUACGGAGAAGGGGAGUGCUCCGGGCAGGGUUCAUUGAAAAAUCCUUAGUGAUAUUGACAUGUUUCAAGUGACAUAAAUUAGCCAAAGACUCGGAAUGAUGGAUUCUCCGAAGAUUGGAAAUGGUUUGCCAGUGAUUGGACAAGGGCCUGAUAUAGGGAUAUCUUCACUCCCCAUGGUGGGGUAUUUGGGAAAAAAUUAUGAUUCAGCUAAAAUUAUCUCAGAUGGAUAUUGUCCUAUUUGUAGAGAGAAGGGAAAGUUAAAAGCCUUAAAGACUUACCGAAUUAGCUUUCAAGAAUCUAUCUUUUUGUGUGAGGAUCUGCAGUGCAUUUAUCCCUUGGGCUCUAAAUCACUUAGUAAUUUAAUUUCUCCUGAUUCAGAAGAUUGUCACACUCGAAAUAAGCUUCGAAAAAGAAAGAUCUUGGAAACCAGCUGUAAAGAUUUAUCUCUUUUAGCAAAUUCUAAAAAGAGUAGAACUCAUAUUUUUACUGAUGAUAAACAGAUUUUAAAUACUGAACAUAAUGGAGAAGUAUAUAAUGAAACCUCAUCAGAUUUAUUGCCUGGCAGAUGUCAAUGUAAUUCAAUUAGGACAGCUGAUUCCGUGGGACAGAAUGAGACUUCAGAAGCUGACAUUGUUGAUGUGGCUACUGAAGAUCCUGCUACAGCUAAUGUUUCUGGAACUGGGGCAAUUUGUUCUCAAAAUGAAGGAUGCACAUCUGAAUUUGAAACACCAUUGGAGAGAAGACGAUCACUUUGCCAGACUUCAUAUGUCCAGUGGAGAAAUGCUAAUGCUCUCUGCUGGUUAGAUUCUAUCCUGUCAGUUUUGGUGCACUUGGAAGCCUUGAAGAACACUGUGACUGAGUUCUGUUCUAAGGACUCUGUGUUUUGGCGGUUGUUUGAAAAAUAUGAUCAAGCAAAUGAGCUCCUGUACCCCAGUGAGUUAGAUGAAGUUAAAGAUGGGGAUUGUAAAAAACUUACUUCAGAAAUAUUUGCAGAGAUAGAGGCCUGUCUGAAUGAAGUCAGAGAUGAAAUUUUUACUAAACUUCAGCCCCAGCUUAGAUGCACACUAGGUGAACGAGAAAGUCCUGUGUUUGCAUUUCCUCUGCUCUUAAGAAUAGAAGCCCACAUUGAAAAGCUCUUCACAUAUUCUUUUUCAUGGGACUUUGAAUGCUCACAGUGUGGGCACCGAUACCAAAACAGGUGUGUGAAGAAUCUGGUCACGUUUACAAAUGUCAUCCCUGAGUGGCACCCACUUAAUGCUGCCCAUUUUGGCCCGUGCAACAGUUGCAACAGUAAAUCGCAAAUACGAAAAAUGGUAUUGGAAAAAGUGUCUUCCAUAUUCAUGCUGCACUUCGUAGAAGGCUUACCACGGAAUGACUUGCAGCACUAUGCAUUUCAUUUUGAAGGCUUUCUUUAUCAAGUAACAUCCGUAAUUCAGUACCAAGCAAAUGAUCAUUUCAUAGCAUGGAUUUUACAUGCUGAUGGCAGUUGGAUGGAAUAUGAUGACCUAAAGGGUUUAUGUGCUCUAAGGCACAAAAAGUUUGAAGUUUCUGCUUCAGAGAUACAUAUUGUUAUUUGGGAAAGAAAAACAUCUCAGUCAACAGAUGAAGAAGCUGCUUGCCCUGCACUUAAGAAGGCUAAUGAUCAGAGUGCUUCAGGGGAAGAGAGAGCAGCAUCUCCAGCACUGCCUUCUGUGGGCCAGGCUGCCUCCACAGGAACGUCCUCGGUCACUGUGCCCACGUCUGUGUCACUCGUUCCUCAUGCUCUUCCACAGGACAGAGCUGUGGCACAUGAAGAUUAUGUACUUGGAGAUUCAAAAGUUUUGGGUGACAGCAAUAUUUUACCUGUGACACUUGAAGGAUCUAUCUGGAAAACUGCCUCAGUUUUUCAGGUUACCACUGAAACAUUCCUACCAGAAAAUAGGCCUGUGGUAAAAAAUAUAGGGCUUAUCAAAACAAACACUUUGCAAUUGCAAGAAUCACCAGUGGAGUCUUCAGUGUUGGCUCCAUGUGGAAAAAAGCUUAGCCAAGCCCAGUCUGUGGAUUCAAGUUUCCCAUUGCAAUUUGUAAAUACAAACACGCAGUUGACCCUGCUGAAUACAGAAGAUGCAGUUCCUCAACCUGUGAAUAAUGCUCAUGGUCUUGUACAGGGAGUAAAGUCAGUGCAAAUUGAAAAGCACACUCAGUUAAAGCAAUCCUUUUUGUGGGAAAAUGAGAAAUUAAAACCAGAAUCACCUUCUGUAUCUCAGGUAUCUAAUUUGAAGAAAAAAGCCACAGCAGAUCCACAGACUGUGACAGCCAAAUCCUCACAGAAUCAGUCCCCAAAAGAAAAUCAGAAGAAACCCUUUGUGGGAAGUUGGGUUAAAGGCCUGCUAAGCAGGGGUGCUUCUUUUAUGCCAUCAUGUGUUUCAGUUCAUAAUAAAAUCACAAUAAGUGAUUUGCAGCCGUCAGUUAAAGGAGCAAGUAAUUUUGGUGGUUUUAAAACUAAAGGUGUGAAGCAGAAGGCCAGCCACACAUCGAAGAAAGCCCGUAGAUCUGCAGAUAAGCUUCCUGUCGGCAACCCUCCACCAGGUCUUCCACGGUCAGAGAACAAAGCUGCUCCUCCACAUGGAAGCGAAAGUGCUGCUUCAGAGCUUCCAAGGGAGCAAGACUGCGCCUCCCACAAAGCUGACCUCAGUCACUCUUCUCACGGAAGGGAAAAUGGACUUUCUUCAGCAAACCACACAGAUUCAGCUGUAGAUCAGAUUCAUAAGCUUCGUCUAAAACUUCUUAAAAAGCUAAAGGCUAAAAAGAAGAAGUUAGCUGCCCUCAAAGCUUCCCCUCAAAGCAGAACGCUUCCCAGUGAGAAUUUAGAAAAUGGGCUGCACUGUGAGUCUCCAAAUGAUUGUGAAUCAAUAGAAGACUUGUUAAAUGAAUUGCAGUAUCAAAUUGAUAUUGCAGAUGAUGAAUCUGGGUGUACCACUGCUUCUAGUGUUGCCUCAUAUAAUCAAAUGCAUGAAGAAAUUUUAGCAGAGUUACUGUCUCCAAGUAUUUCAACAGAACUCUCAGAAACCGGGGAGGCUGACUUUAUGUAUUUGGAAAUGGGAGACAACCACAUCCCCACUCCAGAACCUACUGAAUUAACUAAUAAUCCCCAGGACAUAAAUCUGAAAGAGGAGCAUAAUUAUUGCAGCCCCACCAAGAGGAAUCAGUGUGAAGUUCAUGCAGUCUCCCAAAUAGCAAUACCUGCAUUAAACUUGGAGAGCCCCGUGAAAGCUGCUAUCUUUGAUGAGUUUUUUCCUACUACAUUAACUUCUUCUGCAAAUGACACCUUGGAUUUAGCUCAUUUUGAUGAAUGUAUGUUUGAGAGUUAUUGAGUAUUUGUUAACUCUAAUAUUUAUUAUUGUUAGAAAAACUUAACUGCAUUUUUUGAUAGUGUUUCUACACUGUUGUAAUAACCGUGAAGGAAAUUUAAGCUGCUGAAAGUUUUACCUUUGGUCUUGCCCGUGAUGUAACCUGUUAUACAAAUUAAAAUAAUUAUUUUCUCAUUGA
This is a messenger RNA of Octodon degus (degu), 3617 nucleotides long. RefSeq names its product ubiquitin specific peptidase like 1 (gene Uspl1). Gene Ontology annotation, biological process: Cajal body organization; protein desumoylation. The record is from RefSeq and is a predicted model, not a curated record. NCBI's taxonomy places the organism in Eukaryota, Metazoa, Chordata, Mammalia, Rodentia, Octodontidae. Bases 185 to 3442 code for a protein of 1085 amino acids. Gene Ontology annotation, molecular function: SUMO binding. The transcript has 9 exons. Gene Ontology annotation, cellular component: Cajal body.